This is a messenger RNA of Dromiciops gliroides (monito del monte), 10234 nucleotides long. RefSeq names its product crystallin beta-gamma domain containing 3 (gene CRYBG3). The record is from RefSeq and is a predicted model, not a curated record. Bases 1 to 7656 code for a protein of 2551 amino acids. Gene Ontology annotation, biological process: lens development in camera-type eye; visual perception. Gene Ontology annotation, molecular function: structural constituent of eye lens. The transcript is spliced from 22 exons. Lineage: Eukaryota; Metazoa; Chordata; Mammalia; Microbiotheria; Microbiotheriidae.
AUGUCCGGCGGCGGCCGGAGGAGGGCCGGCUCCUCCUGGCCCAGCUUCUCCCGGUUCUUCACUCCUCGAAGCCCUUCCCGGGACGAAGAGGAGGAGAAGCCCGCGGCGAGCCAGCCCCUGGCUGGAGGGGCUCCCAGUCCUGAAAAUGGGCCUGUCACUUUAAGUCAGAAAACCGAAAAUGCACCUUCAACAGAGCCAGUAAAGAUUUCCCAAAGUGAGGACGGUAGGAGCCAUUCUGAGAAAUCAGCUAAUCUUUCACCAGAAGAAGAUUCAAAAAAGCCAGACAACUUUCCCAGCUUACCCUCGGCUGCUAAGACUGUAGACAAUGAUAAACAACCAAAAGAAGGCUUUUUCCAAUUCCUUGGUAACUUAUUUAAUAUCUCAGCAAAACCCCCCCAGCAACCAGCCCUCAAAAGUGAACGUGACAGAACUGAGAAGGAGCCACAAAAUCUCAUUGUUCUCCAUGAAGAAGAGUUUGCAAAGGAAAGUGGCAUAUAUAGUAGUUCUCCUCUGGAAGAAACAAAUUCAACAACCGAAGAAAAAGAUCUGCCAGCUUCAAGUGGUCUGUCAGAUGAUAUCUCACAAGUUACAACACAAGACAGCAGUGAAUUGCUGAAAAAAGUAGAAUGUGAACCUGAAAUAUCUUCAAUUACAUAUUCAACUUACCGGGGUCCCAGACAGAUUUUGAAAAUUUUGAAGAAACAGACCAAAUUAGAGACUUCAACUUCUGUACAAAGAGCAGAUGAAACUUCUGAUUCUAGUACAAGUUCUCAAACUGGAACUGGAAGUGAGUCGGAGGCUGUCAUCUCUCCAGAUUCACCAAUCAAGAAUAACAAGGAUCUGCUCAAAGGCCCUUUAAAAGAUGCCAUUUUAAAUAACAGUAAUUAUAAGGAAUCUGUAUUAAUCAAGCCACCAUCAUCUACUGAAACUAUCUCUAGUUCUAUAGUUGAGUCCUGUUAUAAUCGUCCUUUAAAUUAUGUACCAGUUUACAAAAUAGACAAUGAUAUGAUAGGAUCAGUGUUUUUUGGAAAUACCAAAGACCCUAGAAAUCCUGCUUUUCAGAGGAUAGUGAAUCCAAAAACCACUUUAGAAAACAAUCUUUUGAAGAAUGAUAGAGCAUCAGAGCAAAGAGGAGAAUGUUUUCAACCCCCAAGUGUAGUUCUUUCUGAGCUGAAUGUAGGUUUACCUAAUAGAGAAUAUGAGACAGUCAAAUAUGAAUGUGAAGAUUUGCCAAGUUCAAGUAAAACAACUUUACACAAUAAAUUUGAACUGCCAAAGAAUAAAUGUUCAGUAUCUUAUCAUUUUGCCAGCAUUAUUCUUCAUCAUCAAGAUGAAACAGAUACUGGAUAUUUGAAUGAAGAAAACAGUUCAGUUAUUCAAGACUCACAAAUAAAUAUUCAAGUUAAAGAAAACACAGAGGAAAAUGAAAUGCUUUCAACUAGUGGACUCUUAACCUUAGAUAACAUAUUACAUGCAAAAAAUGAAAUGAUUGAUUCUUUAGUGAAAGAUACUGAUUAUAGUAUAGCAAAAAACAAGAGCUUUGAUUCUGGGUCAUCAGAUGAAGUCUCUCAAGGCAUUAUAGUAAUUCAAAAUGACCAUCCCUCUAUAAAAUCUGUUAAUGAAUCAGAAAAGGUAGAUUGUAUACAAAGUAGCAUAAGACCAGAACUGAAAUUUGAAAUAGUUAAUAGAAAUCACAUUUCAGUAUCUUCCUUUGAAUCUGAGAAUCUUGAACUGACCAAAGUCUUACCUGGCUCUUCAGAUAUUAAUGGGAAAAUAUCUCCCAUCCUUGAAAGUGAAAAGACUGAUUCUUAUGAUUCAGCUCCUACCUUUGACUUUGAAGGUGGCAUCUUCAGAAAAUGGGAAGCUCCAGUUUUAAAGAAUAUGAGUCAUGAACAAGACAAAAUUGUUCAUUCUACAACACUCAAGGAGAUUAAUCUAGUGCUUCCUGAUCUUGAUUCUGAAGAGGUUUGGCAAGCUGAGAUUUCUUCAUCUGACUCUGAAUUUAAAGAUAAACACCUGAAGGCAACAACACAAAGUUAUCAUACAUCCCAAAGUAAAGCCCCAGUUGUUCUUGAGAGUGGGGGGGCAGAGGAUUUGCUUCAUGACCAUGACAGUAAAGUCAUAGGGUCAGUGACAUAUGAUGAGAACAAAAUUUCUCUUGAUCCUCGUGAACCUACACACAUUGAGGGCACUAAAAUAGUUUCUGAUAAAUGUGGAAUCGGGAUCAGCUCCUCUCAUAUAUUACCUAAACCCCAAGAAGAUGAUGGCACCUUACAGUUUCUGGGUUCUGAUAUCAGUGGGGCAAAAAUCACUUCAAAAUUAAAAGCCAAAAGUUCUCUUGAGGUUUCUUCUAUGCUGAGAGCAGAAGAAAUGGCCACAUUUCAGAGACAUUACGAAAAAAAUAAUUUAUUGGGCGACAGUUCUAAUAGUGUUUCAUCUUCCACCAGUAAGCCUGAAGAAGCUAACAUGAUCAUGAAUUCAUCUAAACCCAAAGAAAAUUUUGAAAAUUUGAAAGUCACUACAGAACUCUCACAUGAAGAUACUUCCUUAUUUAUGAUGAUGUCCACUGAUAGCAGCCAUUGGGAAUUUGAAAAAGCUAACCAGACAAUGGCAGAAAUGACUUUGUGUCAUAGAGAUGGCAAAGAUGUGCCUAAGAUUCAUACAGGAAAGGGAGGUCCUAAUUAUCGAACUGCUGUUGUACUGAAAAAUGCCAUGGAAGCUGAUGCUCAAACAGUUGCUAGUGCUACGGUGUCAGUUAACAGCUCAAGCCAACAGUGUUCUGAAGCAUCAGAUGAGGACACAGGAACAAGGAAAAGAGCACAUGAUAGACCUCUGGACUCCAAUAGUGAUCUAGUUAAAACAGCUGAGAAGUUGGUUGGUAUAAUUUUGGACUCUGUCAGGCAAGAGCUAAAGUCCACACAAAUAGGGGUUAAUGAUGGGAGAUGUAAUGCAGUUACCCUAAAAGAAGAGGCCACUGGGAAAAAUACAUCAGAAGAAAAAGAAAAGACAUUGAUUCAGCUACCAGACCAUUUGGAUGAGUGCUGUGUUGAAGAUGUGUCAGAAGACAAAAGAGAAGAAAAGGCCUGUGUUUUAACUACUGUUGGUGAGAGGAAUCUCCUUAUUGAUACUGAUAAAAUGGAUAUGUCUAAUUUAUUAAUAAUCAAAGCAAGGGAAUUGGUCAGUGAGGUUAUUCGUGGUGCUCAGCAAAAACUGAUAGAUGGUCAUUACAGAAAAACUAAGCCCAGGAACCAUACCAGAAAUACUGAAAAGGCCAAUGCCACAAAGAUUCUGAACAAUGAUAUCAUUAAACCACAUUAUAUAGUUAAAGGAUUCUUGGCUUCAGAGCAGCCAGACUCCCAAAGCAUAACUAAAGUUAGUGAAAAUAAAGGAUCAAAAAGUCUUUUGGCUAAAAGCAAUUUAAAUAAUGACACAGAUUCAACUAAAGGAAAAGAAAUCGUGCCUUACCAAAAAACCUUACAUACUGGAAAUGGAUUGGAACAAUCUGAUAGUACAGCAUUGCCAAAAUCAGAUGUUUUACUGUCAGAGAACAUAUCCCAUAAAGAUUUAAAUAAUAAAGGUGUGCCAUUAACCUGGAACAAAGAAGAAAGUGAAGCACAAAAGGCACCAUCUCAGAGAGAGAGAGUGGGUAUCCACAAGUCUCAGACCGAAGAUACUGCAACUCUUGUCUUAAAUUUCAAGGGGCCCCCUUUCAUGAAUGAAGAAAUAUAUACCCACUUACCUAGCACAUCCAAAAGCAGUUUUUCUGAUAGUCUUGUAUGUAUUAACGAAAAAUGCCUACCAGGACAUAGUAAUAAAUCACUGCCCAUUGGUACGUUAGAGAUGGGGAAAGCAUACAGAAAAGAUAUUGAAUGUAGUAAAGGCAAAAUUGAGAUGGCACCACCCAUGCUAGAAAUGGGAAAAGUAUACAAGAAAAGUACUGAAUCGAAUGUAGGAAAACAUGAGCUGAUGCCCUCAAUGUUAGAAAUGGGGAAAACAUGCAAAAAAGAUGCUGAAUUAAAUGUAGGAAAAAAUGAGCUGAUGCCUUCAGUGUUAGAAAUGGGGAAAUCAUAUGGAAAGAGUGAUUUAAAUAAUAUAAAACUAGAAGGUACACUUGACAAUUUCAAAAAGGAAAAAACAUUUAAAAGGGACACUGAUGAAAUGACACCUGUCAUGUUAGAAAUGGAAAAGGAAUUUGAAAAGGAUAUCAAAGGGACUGUUGGAAAAACUACAAUGAUCUACUCCAAAUUAAAAAUGGAAGAAACACACAGAGAUGAUACUCAAUUGAAUAUUACACAAGAUGACUCAGCAAGACCCACUCUCUUAGAAAUAGGAAAAAUGAGCCAAGAGACAGCUGAAAGUAAUUUUGGAGAAAGUAAAGUGAUACCCACCAUGUUUGAAGUGGAAAAAGUAUACCAAAUAGAUACUGAAAAGAAUUUUGAAAAAUCUGAAAUGAGACCCAUAGAAACAAAAGAAAGUGUGGUGCUAUGUGACAACAAAGCUGAGUCACAGUUUGAGGGAUGUGAAUUACCUACAUUGAGUAAGGAUUGUAAAGGAAACAUUGGCUUUAUGACACCAGAUUUAUUACCUGAAGAUUCCAAACUAAGGACAGAAAAUAAUCUCUGUAUGACUGCAGUAUGUGGGAAAGAAAGAGGUCUAGAUUAUGACACUGCAAAUAAACAAUCACGUUUAGCUUUUAUGCCCCAAGAUGAGCAAGGUAACUCUUCUUUCACCAUUUUGUAUGAAGAACCCCUUCAAGAUGAGGGUCAGUAUUCGUCUGUUGAAGAAGGGGGAGCACAUUCCCUGGUGUUUCCUAAUGAUUCCACCAACGGUCUGCCACAUGUUCUGGUAUGUGAAAGGUCUGAAAGUAGAACUGACCUUGUCCAUCAUUUUGAAAAGGAGAGUAAAUCCAGUGAGAUGUUUGAUAGUGACAGUUCUGAAAUGUUUUUAUCAGUAGAGGCAAAAAGAUACAAAGUCUAUCCCUUAGCCUUAUCUCCUAUUUAUGAAGAUGACAGCUCUCAGGAAGAUAUUCUAUCUAGUGAAGUCUCACCUGGUCACCGUGGAUCUAGUGCAAAAUCAAGAGAUGGUGCUAGUCAACCCUCCUCUGUGUUGUCCCUUCUCCAAUCAGUGUCAGAACGUUUAAGGAUGAAUUUCGAUGAUGGAGAAAAGCUUGAGACUGAGGAAGAAGAAGUAGUGGUUGAGGAUGAGGAGGGACCCCAACAUAAAGAGAUGAUUCUUAAAACAGGAAAGAAAGAACAUGUUACUUUCCAACUUCCAGACUGUUCUACUUUAGUUUAUCAAGGAGAGGACCAAGAAGAAACUAGAUCUUCCAAAACACCACUUUUUAUUUCUAGUGAACCCACUACCUCUAAUCAGCAAACUGUCCUUUGGCAAGACAGGUCCUUACUUCACCAUGCCCCUGGUCCUUUUCUUCAAAAGUCUGACCUCAGUUCUAAAUUACAUUCAUCUUUCAAGAGUGUCUAUAAUCAGUACUUGCAAACUACUAAAACUUUGUCACCUGAGAAAGGACCCAAGUUUGGAGGUAAUCUUCAGGAACCAGUCCCUAAGUUUAGUACUUGUCCAGAGAAUCUCAUUGAUAAACAAAGCCUGAGAUGUAACCCCAGACCUGGGAAGAUGGUCAUUUAUGACCUUCAUGGAAGCAAAUAUAAACGAGAGAUUUACAAUAACAUUCUUGAUGCUACGUCCUGGAUCUUUCCAAAUGGAGCAUUCAUCAGAGUUGUAAGAGGAUGCUGGAUUUUAUAUGAGAAACCACAUUUCCAAGGUCAUAAAUGUGUUUUAGAAGAAGGAGAAAAAGUGCUGGAUCGUGACUGGAUUGUUCGGAGUAAAAAGCACCAAACAAGAAACUUUGUGAUUGGCUCUAUCAAGAGAAUAUUAAAGGACUGCAGUGUUCCAGAAAUAGAACUUUGCCCACAGUCAGAUGCUGCAUAUUGCCCUAUCUAUUUACAAAGAUCAAUUGCCAAUUUAGAAGAACUUAAUUUACCAAGAUCAGUGUCAUUUGCUGUGAAGGCAGGAGUUUGGCUUGCCUAUCCAGAUGUUAAUUUUAAGGGACAAGUGACAGUUCUGGAAGAAGGCCAUGGACUCUUUGAGAUUUCAGCUUCUGAAAUGAAAUCACUGCAUCCACUUCAAAUGGGUGGAUUGAAGGUAGAAAUGCCUAUGAAUUUAAGGGUGAUUAUAUAUGAUAAAACACAUUUCCUUGGACAGGCCAAGGAGUUUAAUGAACACGUAGACUCUGUCCCAGAGCUUUUCAGGAAUGAGGAGAAUUUCUUUGGAAUUGCAUCAAUUCGUGUCUUUGGUGGAGUGUGGGUUGCUUAUGAAAAAGAACAUUUUAAAGGCCAACAGUAUUUGCUUGAAGAGGGAGAAUAUGAAGACAUUAGUACCUGGGAGACAUUGACCAGCACUUUAUUGUCCUUCCGAUACUUACAAGCAAAUUUUAUAGAAUCUUCAGUCACACUAUUUGAGUCUGAUGUGGAAAAUUCAAAGUUUGUCAAUAUAAUGAAUCAGGAUGUUCCUGAUUUGGAAGAAGUCGGGUUUGGUAAUGAAACAAGAUCUAUUCAUGUUAAAAGUGGAGUUUGGGUUGGCUACCAACAGCGGUUCUUCUGCGGAGAACAGUAUGUACUAGAGAAAGGGAAAUACAAGAGCUUUUUUGAUUGGGGAGGAUCCAACAACCAAAUCAUGUCAAUAAGGCCUGUUAGACUGGAACCUCUUGGGAUAAAUGAACCUCCAUAUUUGCUCAAAGCAUAUGAUCAACCAAAUUUCCAAGGAAACUGUAUAGAUUUCACAGACCAUAUUUCUGAUUUGACAGACUUCACACCACAUUCGUUUAAGGUUCUUCGAGGAUGUUGGCUCAUGCAUUGCCAAGAUGAUGUCACCAGUAACCAAUGUGUGUUAGAAGAAGGCCUCUAUUCUGACCUUACUUCCUGUGGCUGCUCUCCAUCUAGAGUCAAAUCCCUCAAGCCUAUUGAAUAUGUUUUUGAAGAGCCCUUCAUCAGUCUCUUUGCUUUGGAACACUGUGAAGGAAGAGAACUCCAUUUAGGAGAUGCAAUCAACUCAAUUCUGAACAAGGAUCUUUACUUCUACACACAGUCAGUGUGGGUGAAAAGCGGAUUGUGGAUUGCUUAUGAAGGAUCUAAUUUCCUGGGAAGACAAAUUUUGCUAGAGCCUAGUGAGAUUUCAAACUGGUCGGCAUUCAGUGGUUGGAAAACAAUUGGUUCUCUCCGUCCCAUCAAACAGCCUUCAGUAUACAUCAGAAUAAAGAACCGAGCCCAAGGUGAAUACCUAACAAUCACUGGAAAUCUAGCUGAUUUGAGGACGUCAUCAGUAUGUAUUUCUCCUUAUAAUGGAAAAAAUACCCAAAUGUGGUACUACUGUCGAGGACUCUUUAAGUCCAAGGCUAAUGAUACAUGUCUUGAUGUUAUUGGUGGAAAAGACGUACCUGGAGCUAAAGUAGCUGUCUGGAGUGAACAUGGGAAGCUUAGGCAAAAGUGGAAGAUGAACAAAGAUGGAACCAUCAGUUCUUACCUUAGUGACCAGCUUGUCCUUGACAUUAAAGGAGGAAAUUAUUGCGAUAAGACCCAUAUAAUAAUAAACCAGCCUCUGGAGGGGGAACCUUCACAGCAGUGGGACAUUGAAAUAUUGUGAAUGAAAUCACCAUCAUCACUAAGAGGAGCUAAGGAAGGUGGACCUGUUUCCCUCAUUGUCUUAAGCAUGUGAAAAAGGAAGCUCCCAAAGUCACGGGCCACUGGAACAUAAACAGAUAAUGAACUUGUUUUCAUGUUUCUUUCAUCUGUUUAUGGACAUGGAUUCCUAAACCAUGGCCUUUUAGUCAUGGAGAAGCCAGGUGGAGUUAAAACAUUUUUGCCAGUUUCUACAUAAACCUCUAGAAGCUUUCUGUCACUGAGAUGAUCGAUUGCUUGGAUUCCUGUGAUACACCCUCUUCUUUUUACGCUCACCUUUCCUUCUUGUGAUGAUGUUUCUGGAUGGGGAUGCUGGUUGGGGGCACAGUGUAUACUGUGCAUCACUCUAUACCAUUUUUUCCUAGAAAGUUAUCCGAUACAAUAAGCAAAAAAGUCCUUCAAGCUUUGGCUAGCCAGGCUCAAAUUUGCAUUGUUGCUAUAAAGGUUAAUGUUCUCAAAGAGUUGUCAUUCCACUUAUGCUAUUAAUAACUACCACAGAAUGACUACACUAAAGACUAAAUAGUAUAUGAUUGUGUGUGUGUGUAUAUAUUUCUAUAUCAUGGGGAACUAUACAGGCCAAGUUCUACUUUUGUCAGAAUCAGAGCGGCGAGUAAGAACUGAGGAGUUUUCAGAGGUUAGCUGAAAAGUAGUGAAGCCCACCUUCUAAAACAUUACCUUUUUUGAUACCUAAAGCACUAGGUUACACAAAGCAACUAGCCCUUUGGGAGUGACUAAAAGAAGAACCCUCAACUCUUCCAGGAUUAAAAGCACAACUCUGUAUGUGAUAGCUCCUGUUGCUCAACAGCAUGAUGCUAUUCCUUUUAAAGGAUGGAUUCCUUCUAUUUUUGAAAAAGCACAGAUGACAAGAAUGAAGCCCUUUGGAUAGAAAAGGCAAUUCCAUUUAAAUACUAUGGAAAAAAAGGCACUAUGGAUCUAAUUAGUAUUUACUGAUCCCAGAUGCAUUAAAUUCAGGCUCAGUUUUGUUUUGAAGUUAGUGUUCUUUCUCUCCUUACUUUACAUUUGCCCACAUGGUAUUUGAGAACUCCUUCCCAAAUAAGUAAGGCAAAUCAAAUUAUUACUGUCUACCUGAAACAGUAUGAAGCUGCAAUGUUAGUUUGAAAUUAAAGCAAAGUUAUGUUUUAAGCCUGGACCAAAACCAGUUAAUUUUCUAAAAUAUAGGUUAAGCAGAUUUCUUUAAAUGACAGCCUCCUUAGUUACCCUCAACCCCUCAUUCUUCUAUAAAACAUUUUAAGGAGCUAAACAGGCAAUCAGCAAAAUCAGGUAGAAAAUAAUAAUCUUUGUAUAUUUCAGUAAUUGUUUCCACCUUUUCACUGUCCUAGUGAAUCAUUAAGGUAUUUUUUCCACCUGACUUUAAAAUAAUUUAUUCUGAGCUGGAUUUUAAAAUGCAUUGAAGUACCCCAAGUUUCUUGCCAGAAAGCAUAUGAAAACACCUUCUCUAUUUUUAUAUAUAUAGAGACUCAAAUGAAAUUCCAGUGAUAUUUUUAAAAUAUCAACCUCCUUGCACUUUAGAAUGUAAAUUAACAGUAAAUAAGUUAAAUUCAGACUUAGAUCUGUUGUUCUGAAUUUUAUAGUAACCUGAUUUUUUCAAUGUAAAUAUUUAAGACUUACUCUUUGUUUGGUAUUUAGAACUUUAAAGAGACAGGAUUUUUUUUGUCGUCUUGGCUCCUUCAAGAAGCAUUUGUAAAAAUUCCAAUGGACCCAUUGAUGUGAAUGCAUCUCAUUGCUGUGCCAGUGUUAUUUAAUGGAACUGUAUGUAACAGGAGUAAUUGAAGGCUUUAAAAUUUUUAAUGGAAGCCUUCCUUGUGUACACAUACAAGAAACCUGUAUAUUUUUAUUGUAAAAACUAGAUUUUUUUUUAAAGUUUUCUUCUCAAAUUGUUUUAAGGAAUUUCUUUUUAGAGCAACAAGUCGGGUGGUCUUUAAAAAGUUACUAUAUCCAAAGAACAAGGCCAGGUACCACAUUUAAAUUGAAAAGAAAUCAGAGUUGUGCUUUUUUUUUUUUUACAACACUGGAUUAAAUAAAGUAAACUUGUCAUACACAGAUGUGGUUUCUUCACUUUUUAAAGGCCCCUUUCUGAAAAUAAAGGUGGCCAAAUAAAUUAGUACACAAGUACUGUUUUAGGGGCCAGGCCUGGCCACCUAAAUCUUACAUUUAGCAAAGCUGGGGCAGGUGCUGUUUUUCUCCUCUUGGCUAAUAUAGCCUUACCUUAACACCUACUCAUUAUAUUCCUAUUCCAAAUACCUUGAAAACUGAUCUUGGUUCUCAUGGUAGUUUAAAAUAAACUGUCUUAAAUGGACCUUUUUCCUAAAACAGGAUGAAGAUUUGGCUGGAAGAUAAGGCAGAAAGUAAGACACUUUUCCACGUGGAUAUAUAAGUGGCCUAAGCAAAGAUAGCAAAUGAUUCUUUAUUAAGUAAGUGGAAAAUUGUUUUACCCUUUUAUAGGAAGCAGUGACUAGGCAAAGGCACUAGAUUACUUCCAUUAGGCAUUCAGUCCAGAGUGCUAACACCAGGCUUUCUUUCUC